This is a messenger RNA of Schistosoma guineensis, 3514 nucleotides long. The record is from the annotation of a GenBank genome assembly. Lineage: Eukaryota; Metazoa; Platyhelminthes; Trematoda; Strigeidida; Schistosomatidae.
AUGGAUUCUUGCAACAAUAAAGACUUUUAUAAUUGCUGUAGUUGUGCAACUUGCAUUUUUUCUGAGUUAAUAAAAAUUGCUCUAUUAAUGAGUUUGAUGAGUAAUCCUUAUUUGAAUAAGUUACGAGAUGAUAUUUGUAAACUUGUGGAGUUAAACAAGUCAAAAGACAUUCUUUACUCUAAAAUGAGGUUAUAUGGCUGUAUGGAUUGGAAUCUUGCUAGUGACAAACGGAAGCUUCUUUCACCUCAACAUAUGGAUGAAGUUGAGACCCGAGUUAUAAAUUACUUAUCACUUUUACCUCUAGUUUAUCAAAGGCUUUUUAUUCUAUAUGUUUUGGUUGGUAGCAGUCCGUCUAUGACAAGUUCGAUCAGCUCUGAACUUCACAAAAAUUCACUACAAAAAGUUGAUUUUAAGACUCGGGAAUAUGAAUCUUCAAUACAACUGCCAUGGAAUAUCACCUCAAAAAUUAAGUCAUUUGUUAACGAUCAAGAAAAAAAGGCUGCACAUAAAACAAGAGGUAGCCCUUCGACCGAACUUCAAUGUACGUCAUCACUGUUUCGAGUUGAUCCACACUUUAUGAGAUACACAUUAGUACCAGUUCCUGUAUGCCCAAUUCAGUUGAGAAGUAAAAUUUCAGGUGAACCAAACUCUGGGUUAUUUAAGGAACCGCGGGUAGUUACAGGGAGUAAUGAUAAUACAUGUAGUCAAGGGAAAAAAAUGCAUUCUGAUUCAUCUGAUGAUUGGAAUGAUUUGAUACAAAAAUCAUGGGAUUCAAUAUCGUAUGAAAUGAAACAAGCGUAUAAUAAGAUAAAAAUACAAUAUGCUUUGAUGUUUGAAAGAAAUAUCUACUGUGGACCAUUUAGCAUUUAUGUAUUGUUAGAAAGGCAACCAAAUCAACCAUUAUGCAAACGACGUGUAAUACAUGUAGAUAAUAGAAGUCAUUGGUUAGCUCAUUGUGAAGGACGAUCUCAACAACGUACAAUUAAAUUUAUAGAUAUUACUAUGAAGUCAUUUUGUGAAAAAUCUUCAUCUAAUUGCAUUCAUAAACAAAAUGGUAAUGUUAAUCAAUCCGGUAGUACUGCUGAAUUUAUGGCACAUUUAAAUCGUGUUUGGUUAAUUGGACAUGCUGGAAGUGUAAAAACAUUAUGGUUAGAUAUUAAACUUCAAAUUUUAUUAUCAGGUAGUUAUGAUACAAGUAUUCGUUUAUGGAAUCUAUCUGAUAAUAAUAAUAAUAAUAAUAAUAAUAAUAAUCAACAUUGUUUAAAUCAACAAACAAAUCUAUUAAAUCCUAUAAGUUUUAGAAAUAGUCGAUCAAAAUGUAUUAGAAUAUUUCAUGGUCAUACAGAUACUAUACUUUGUAUUUGGUUAGAUCAAACUAAAUUAUGGUCAAAAUAUAAUAGAACAUCUGAAAAACGAUCAUAUUCAUCUUAUCAUUCAAAUAAUAGACAUAAUAAUAAUAAUAAUAAUCCAAGUGAUGAUGUUAAAAAAGAAGGAUUUCAAGGUACAUAUCAAUUUGCAAGUGGUUCAGUUGAUCGUACAUGUUGUAUUUGGAGAUUAGAUGAACAAAAACCAUUAUGGAUUAUGAAACAUUCAACUCCAAUCACAUCAGUAGGCUUAAGAGGAUACAUUUGUACAACUGGUGAACAUAGUGGACGUAUAAAUGUAUGGAGAAUUGGUAAUAAAAAACCAAUUUUAAUAAAGGUAUUGACUGGUCAUACUGAUGUUAUUACAGCGUUACGGUUCGACAACUAUCAUUUAGUCACAUCGUCCAGGGAUAAAUCUGUAAAAAUAUGGUCUAUAAUUGGAGAAUUCUCCGACUGUAUAGGUACAUUAGUGCAUACUGGUGAAGUGUUAUGUGUUGAAUUGAUUGAUUUAAGAAUUAUAACUGGUUGUUCAGAUGGUCGUAUACGUGUAUGGAAUUUAUUAACUCAACACUGUCAAAGAAUAUUACCGGGAAAUUAUCGUCAUGAUCCAAUUAUAAGCAUUAUGCCAUUGGAAAAUCGAUUAAUUGUUAAUACACAACACAAUAUAUUAGCUUUAAAUUUUGAUACUGUAAAAUGGGAAUAUCAUGAAUCAGUUGAAGAUAAAGCGGAAGAAUUUUGGCUUAAAUCAAUUAAGAAUAAAUCAAAUCAACAGAAUAACAAUUCAUUACACUCUAAGCCUAGUUAUGCUGAGUCAAGAUAUAUUAGAUCAUGUUUAAUUAAUUCAGCAGAUCCAAGAUUUUUUAAACAGUCAAAUAUGAUAGGUGUAAGGCGUAAAUCAGCUUGUCGAUCUUUAAGUGAACAUUCAAAGUCAAAUAGAAUGAGUAGAAUAUCAUCAGGGUCAUUGAUUCAAUCAAAUUCUAAUAGAUCCAAUGAUUUGUUACGAAAUAAUAAAAAGAAAUCUUUUGAAUUUGAGUUUUUAAUAUCACCACCAAUACCGGGAACAUAUGCGGUGAAGCACAGUGUUAUAAAACGUCCUAAAUCAGCAUUUGCAGUUACUAAAGAAUUAAAACAAAAAGAACAUGAACAAUUAUUAUGUAAUAAUAAUAAUAAUAAUAAUCUAUUCAAUCAAUCAAUGAAACAAAAUAUUUCAACUAUAGAACAUCAAACAAAACAAGUAAAGGUAACGAAUGACAACAAUACUACUAAUACUGCUACUACUACUACUACUACUAAUACUACUAAUAAUAAUCGUGCCAAUAUUAUUGAUUAUUCAAAGUUAUUAACAAAUCAAUAUUUCUAUCAAUCAUCUUAUGAUAUUAAUCAAUUUAAAUAUUAUUUAUUAAAACAAAUUCAUUAUUUAAAAAGAAAUCAAUUUAAUCAUAAACAAAAUGUUCAAUCAAUAAAAGAUACUUAUAUUGAUCUUGAUAUAAAAUAUAAUAAUAAUAAUAAUAAUAAUAAUAAUAUAGUAACUAAGUAUAAUGAACUAGAUCAAUUAGAUAUAUUAAUCAAUGAUAAUUUCAAUAAAUCAUAUCAAAGGAAUUCAUCAAAAAUCCAUAAAUUACGAUCAUAUUCAGCUCCUUCAAUAAAUAGGAAAUCAUCAGGUGUCUCUAAUUUCAAUAUAAAAUUCAUGAAUCAUUGGAAACAAGAUAACGAACAAUGUAUCAAUUUAAAUUCUAUUCAAUUACCAAAUCUUAUUGUAAAUUAUGAAACGAUUAAUUUAAAGAAGAAAUAAUCUAUCGAGGAGAAUCUUUACUGGAAGUAAAGUGAGGAACACAAAAAGAAAAGUAAAACUGUCACAGGACUACAAUAGUUUCAGUGUAUUUGAACGAAUAAUCCAUUAAAAAAGUUAAUUACAGUUUAGUAACUGAUUAUAAGAAAAAUUCUUUCUUUUUUCUUUUUACUUACUUACUUACUUUACUACACCUUUUACUCCCAAUGGAGCAUAGGCUACUGAUCAGAAUUAUUUGUCUAUCUUAAGUUUGUCUCCUAUUAGCCUUAAUUUGACACAUUUUACAUGGUAUAUACUCUAAAUGAAAUAUAUAGUUUUAGGAUAAUAAAAUGAAAAUGAAUGGGAAAAAAACGUAAGUAGA